GAUUGCUUAAUUUUAAAAUAAAAUAAAUAAAAAAGCAGCAAAGCAACUAUCUGAAGAAAACUAACAAUUCACUCGAUCAUCAUCUGAUCUGAACACUACACACAUAAUAGACACGCGUAAACCCUAAUCGGUUGUAAUAGAAUAAAGUAGGGCGCGAUGGAUGUAGGUGAAUUGUGGACAAUAUUCGGGCCUGGUCUCGCCGGAGCAGUGUUCGGCGCCGGCUGGUGGUUUUGGGUGGACGCCGUUGUUUGCAGUGCCGUUGCCGUGUCUUUUCUGCACUAUCUUCCGGGUAUAUUCGCAUCAUUAGCUGCUUUGAUGUUCAAUUGUGUUCGAAGAGAGGAUAUUGAUUACUCUCCUUAUGAUGAUGGCGAAUGGAGAUUAAAGCUUUGGCUUUUCCUCGCUUAUGUUAUAUCAUUUGUCUCUUUGGCGGCUUCAGUAGGACUAUUGAUACAAGACGCACUUGAGGAAUCAGGCCCGUCAGCAUGGACAGGGACUGCUGGGGUAUUCCAAUGUGUGUUUGUUCUUAUAAGUGGGCUGAUUUAUUGGACUUCUCACACAGAGUAAGUUUGUAAAUCGUGUAAUAUGGAGCCAAGAAUUAGCUGCCGAAGUGUUUUCUGCAAUGCGCCAUUCUGUGCGAAAUGAAAUUGUUCCUCACUCUUGCCUUUGUAAAUCUCUUGUUGUAUACAACUGUGUUGGUUUGUGUUCUUGUAACUUGUUGCGCUUUCAUGAGCACAGAUUUGAUGAAGGUUUACAUUCUUGAUAUAUAUGAUUAUCACCAUGGUCCUCAAAUUUUCUAGCA
Molecule: messenger RNA, 799 nt
Organism: Daucus carota subsp. sativus
Lineage: Eukaryota; Viridiplantae; Streptophyta; Magnoliopsida; Apiales; Apiaceae
Exons: 3
Coding region: 157-564 (135 amino acids)
Biological process (GO): protein targeting to vacuole; late endosome to vacuole transport via multivesicular body sorting pathway
Source: RefSeq, a predicted model, not a curated record